CGUGCGGGCGAGGGAAGGAGGGAGAGAAGGAGAGAGGGAGGCGGCGCGGAUGCUCCCCGGCUCCCCGCGGCGGCAGCGGCGGAUGCUCGGCGGCCGGCGGCAGCGCAGGAGCUCGGCGCGUAGCCGGAGCCCGGCGAUGGGCGGCCGCGCGUGAGGGCGGCGGGGCAAGGGAGCAGCGAUCCCGGCGAGCGAGCCCCGCUCCGAGGGCUCGGCCAUGCCGUUCGCCAAGCGGACGGUGGAGCCGCAGCGGCUGUGCCGGCGGCAGCACGCCGCUUCCGUGCUGGAUGAGAACCGGAGCGCGGAGCCGCCGCCGCGGGACCCGCCGCCGGAGGAGCCGGGGGCGACGGGCGAGGGAGCGCAGGCGGCCGGCGGCGAGAGAGAGGCGGCGGUGCUGAUGGUGCUGGACCUGUGCGCGGUCAGCAACGUGGCCCUGUCGCGGAUCCUCCGGCAGCUCUCCGACGUGGCCCGGCACGCCUGCACCCUUUUCCAAGAGGUCGAGGCUGACAUCCAGGGCACCCACCGCCGCGUCCGGGCGCUGCACGGCCGCAUCGCCGGCCUCCAGGGGGCCGUGCGCGGCCUCGACCCCAAGCAGGAGGCAGUGCCCGUCUCCAACCUGGAUGCAGAGAGUAAACUGAGUGUUUAUUACCGGGCACCUUGGCAUCAGCAAAGAAAUAUCUUCCUCCCCUCCACCAGACCUCCGUGUGUGGAGGAGCUGCACCACCACGCCAAGCAGCACCUGCGAGCCCUGCGCAGAGAACAUCGAAGCCGAGCUGAUAACAGAGAGCAAAAAGUCCAAGGGCCCAUCUCUGUGGUGGCUCCCCCCUUUCCUCCCUUCCCUGCAGUCUGCAGUCAAAAGAGACAAGCGAUAAAGGACCGGCACUUUCUACCAUUUAACAGCACCCGUUCGCCCUCCCCAGUUGAGUGUUGCCACAUGACCCCAUGGAGUAGAAAGUCCCAUCCACCAGAGGACGAAGAUACAGAUGUCAUGUUAGGGCAGAGGCCGAAAAAUCCAAUACAUAAUAUCCCUUCUACACUGGAUAAACAAACCAAUUGGAGUAAAGCACUACCUCUCCCAACUCCAGAGGAGAAAAUGAAACAAGAUGCCCAAGUGAUUUCUUCUUGCAUUAUCCCCAUCAAUGUCACUGGAGUUGGUUUUGACAGAGAGGCUAGUAUACGCUGCUCUCUUGUUCACUCACAAUCUGUACUACAGCGGAGACGAAAGUUGAGGAGGAGGAAAACCAUCUCUGGCAUCCCCAGAAGAGUGCAACAAGAAAUAGAUUCGGAUGAGUCGCCAGUGGCAAGGGAGCGCAAUGUGAUUGUGCAUGCCAACCCGGACUUCUCCAGUGCCAGCAGCCGGCGGUCAGGGACCAGGGACUCGGAGUGCCAGACAGAAGAAAUCCUUAUCGCUGCUCCCUCCCGGCGCCGUAUCCGCGCACAGAGGGGGCAGAGUGUGGUCGCCUCCCUCUCACAUUCUGCUGGCAACAUUUUGGUGCUGGCAGACAACGGGGAUGCUGUCUUCACUGCUGCUGUCAGCAACCGCAUCCGAUCGCGAAGCCUCCCUCGUGAGGGAGCAAGAGCCAGCGAGGGUGACACAGCUGCUACCACCAAGAGUUCAGCGUACGAAGCAGAGUGCUUCCUAGCCAGCCAGGAGAGGCACCCAAAAAAAGGGAAGGACGUUCUGAGCAAACAGGGUUCACAAGAGCACCAGCCCCUGGGUUUAACUUGUCCUCAGCACCUGCACAGCCCCGAACACAGCAUCGGUGAGAGAGGGAGGUCACGACUGUCAAGGAUGGCAGAUUCAGGAAGCUGCGAGAUUUCAUCCAACUCAGACACUUUUGGGAGCCCCAUUCACUCCAUCUCCACAGCAGGAGUCCUGCUUAGCAGCCACAUGGAUCAAAAGGACGAUCACCAGUCCUCCAGUGGCAACUGGAGUGGAAGCAGCUCCACAUGUCCCUCUCAGACAUCCGAAACCAUUCCUCCUGCUGCCUCUCCACCACUGACUGGCUCCUCACACUGUGACUCCGAGCUGUCCCUCAACACCGCUCCCAAUGCCAAUGAGGAUUCAAGUGUCUUCAUCACAGAGCAGUACGGUGACAAUGUGGACAAGGUCAGAGGCCACAGGGCAAGCUCUUUCACCUCCACUGUAGCAGAUCUACUCGAUGACCCCAACAACAGCAACACAAGUGACAGUGAGUGGAACUAUCUGCACCACCACCACGAUGCAUCCUGUCGCCAGGACUUCAGCCCCGAGCGCACCAAGGCUGACAGCCUGGGAUGCCCGAGCUUCACAAGCGUGGGCACAUAUGACAGCUUCCUAGAGAAGAGCCCCUCUGACAAGGCAGACACUAGCUCACACUUCUCCGUGGAUACUGAAGGAUACUAUACCUCCAUGCACUUUGACUGCGGUCUCAAGGGCAACAAGAGCUAUAUUUGCAACUAUGCAGCUGCAGGCUCUGAGAGCGGCCAGAUGGCAAGCGUGACCUCCAGCCUGGCUGACUGCACCUGGCAGGAAUGCAUCGGUCACAGGAGGCAGGGACGGCAGGGCAUCUCUCUGAAGAAACCAAAGGCAAAGCCAGCUCCACCAAAACGCAGCUCAUCUUUAAGGAAAUCUGAGGGCAGCGUGGAUCUUCCCGAGAAGAAAGAACCAAAGAUUAGUGGUGGGCAGCACACGUUGCACACUGCCAGGGAAAUGAAGCUGCCACUUGAGUUUUCCAACACACCUUCCAGAGCAGAGGCCUCUAGCCUGCCACUCAAACCCGAGCUGCCCUGGGUGAGCCAGAGCGAUGGUGGCAUGAAGGAUGCUCAGUUUGAUACAGCUGACAUGCCAUCCUUCAAAGAUGAAGGUGCUGAACAACCUCACUAUGCAGACCUCUGGCUCCUGAAUGACUUGAAAUCUGGUGAUCCUUACAGGUCUUUAUCUAAUUCGAGCACUGCUACGGGUACCACAGUCAUAGAGUGCAUCAAGUCACCAGAAAGCUCAGAGUCUCAGACAUCCCAGUCUGGGUCGCGGGCCACCACCCCAUCCCUGCCUUCUGUCGACAGCGAGUUUAAACUGGCAUCUCCAGAGAAGCUGGCAGGGCUGGCCUCACCCUCCAGCGGGUACUCCAGCCAGUCGGAGACGCCAACCUCUUCCUUCCCAACCGCUUUCUUCUCUGGGCCGCUGUCCCCGGGGGGCAGCAAGAGGAAACCAAAAGUACCUGAGAGGAAGUCCUCACUCCAACAGCCGCUCACUAAAGAUGGCACCAUGUCUGCAAGCAAAGACCUCGAACUCCCAAUUGUACCUCCGACCCAUCUCGACCUAAGUGCUCUUCACAGUGUCUUGAAUAAACCGUUUGCUCACCGGCACCAGCUUCACGCCUUCAAUCCCAGCAAGCAGAGCACAGUGGGGGAAGCCCUUAGCCCUAGCCAUCCCUCUGCCCUUGCCAUCACCCCCUCCGUCCUCAAGUCUGUGCACCUCAGGGCCAUCAACAGGCCUGAAGAAGUGAAGCAGAAGGGCAGUAUUCCCGACCUGCUCUGCAUCCAAGAGCCCGCACUGGUGGCUGGUGAUGUUUCGCCAGGGAAAAUGAGGCCACUCCCUGCCAAGAAGCCAGUAUCACGGCAGUACUCCUCUGAGGAGGCCAUCAUGUCAUAUAUUGACUCUUCCCCAGCAGAAAUGGGCCCUGGGAAGCCAUCUUUAGAAAAAAGCUCCUCUUUCAGUGGACAGAGUAAUUAUGAGCCGGAAAUUGUACCUUCAGCAGGAGUGGCUCUGGUUGAAAUGAAAACUGUGAAGGACCAAAUAACCCCAGCCGCUGAGCAUUUGCUAGACAGUUCUCUAAAUCAGACCUGUGCAGUUUCUACAGAAGGAUUUCAGAAAGGCUCAGCUCUCCUCACAGGUGAUCAUGAAGCAGGGAAUGCAAACAGGGGAGCAGAACUGGAGAGCCACCUUGAGCAUGCGCAGGCCCAGCCUGAGCUCUGUGGCAGUGAGCAGCAGCUGGAGCUCGGCAUGGCGGGUGACAGCCCCGCUCAGGCAGAGAGAGCAGAUGUCAGUGAUCAGCUUAAGCACCAACUCGAUUUAAGCCACCACGUGCCUGGGAAUAUCAGCUAUGAAUCAGAGACGGCAGCAGUAAACUUGCUUAGUGAAGCCAGUUGCAAGCAGGAGAACAUCACAUCAGGUAUUCCUACCAGAAGUGCCUCUGGUACCAGCAGGGCAGAUGAGACAGCGGGUGGAACAGAAGAGCCAUCACUGAAAGAGUCUUCUCCAAGCGACGACUCCAUCAUGUCCCCACUGAGUGAAGACUCUCAGGCUGAAGCUGAGGACGUUUUUGUGUCUCCCAACAAACCUCGCACUACUGAGGACCUGUUUGCAGUCAUUCACAGAUCAAAAAGGAAAGUUCUUGGGAGAAAGGACUCUGGAGAUCUGUCUGUAAGGAACAGACUGAGAGCUUCCUCUGGAACUAGCAGCCAGCUGCCCACCAGCAGCACACUGCCCGCCAGCAGCACAUCACCCGCCAGCAGCGCAGGUACUCCCAUGAGCAGUCAGAGGUCUCCCGGACUGAUAUACAGGAAUGCCAAGAAGUCCAACACAUCUAACGAGGAGUUUAAACUGCUGCUCCUUAAAAAAGGCAGUCGGUCUGAUUCUAGCUACAGGAUGUCUGCCACGGAAAUCCUGAAAAGCCCUAUUCUGCCCAAGUCUCCCGGAGAGCUGACAGUGGAUGCUUCCCAAAGCCAGGACGAGUGUCCCCCAGUGACAAGCCCUGAUGCAUCAUCCCCAUUGUCCCCCUGCUCACCGAGGGUCAAUGCAGAAGGUUUCUCCUCCAAGAGCUUUCCAAUGUCAGCAUCUUCAAGAGUGGGGCGCUCACGGGCGCCGCCAGCUGCCAGCAGCAGCAGGUACAGCGUGCGCUGCCGGCUGUACAACACACCAAUGCAGGCCAUCUCAGAGGGGGAGACCGAGAACUCAGACGGCAGUCCACAUGAUGACCGCUCUUCUCAGAGCUCAACGUAGGCUCCAAAGACUGCUGACACCAUGUGAGCUGAGUGAGGAUGUGAAUAGAAGAGGCCAAUGCUGUAGCAGUCAAAACAAUAAUUGCAGGGCAAUAUUGAUGCUUAAAUGUGUUUGUGUUCAUAGGACGCUGGGGAAACAGAGGCCUACGGCUGUAGCUAUUUAUGACCUUACAUUUUCUAACAGUAGAAAGAUAGGCUAUGUCUACUCUGUUUUCCUUUAGCUUCAUUUGGUUUAUCCCACUCAUUUCUGUUGUCACUGUGUAUUUCAUGGCUAUACACUUUUCUCAGAGUUCAAAGUGACUUUUUGUGGGUUUUUUUUUGUUUGUUUGUUUUUUUCCAGAAGCUGCCCAUCUAGAAACAAAUCCCUCACUGUAGUGCUUCCCUAGGAAGAAAAAUAAAAAAGCAAACGCUCUCCAGGAUUGGUAUUUUUCUACACUAAAAUGAGCUGAAACAAAAUUUAGAAGAAAUUAACAGAGCAUAUGUAAAUAUCAUAUUUUUGAUAAAAAUCUGUAAAUAGAACUAUCAAAGAGUGGAUGUGGUGAACAAUUUCCUGCAUAACAGCUUUGUUUAUAGAAGACAAAAGGAGUCAAAUGUAAUAACUGUAUUCUGUGAAUACCAUUUUCAUAUCAAACAUAAGUUCACGUGGCCACCAACAACCACUUUCGGUGCCAUAAGCCUCAAAGAAGACACUUAGCAGUCAAAAGGAAUUCUCCACUUCAGCUACAAAUUACCAGCUGACUGAGAGUGGAUUGAAGUAACCAUUUGUCUUUCUAGCAUAGCCCCAACAAGCUAACUGAGAAGUGCAGCUGUGAGUUUUAGCACGACCAUUGGUUGGGAAGACAGGUGUGCUUCUGACAGAACAAAGUCAUUCCUGACACAAAGCCCCAAACGGUCUCAUCUGGUGGUGCCCCCGGGUCUUCGUGCUAACAGGGAUUGAUUUAGCAAGAACAGACACGAGGAAAUAGUACUUAGCUUCAUAUUCCUAUUAGGCUAUUGGGAUACAUAACACAGUCAUAACCUGGUAAAGAUAAUCUUUAAACAUAAUUAGUUUCUGGUUCUUAAGGGAAACAAAUAAAUGAUAAGCAUGCAACAAGCGCUUUCAAUUUAUCAGUAAAUAUCUGCGAUGAGUUUUCAGUGAAGCUUUCUCUUUGUGCUGAUGAGAUUCAUGCUACCUAAAUAUUUACCAAAAUGACACUGUGAAAAUGUAGCUGGGAAUUAGGUAUGUGUAUGCAUUAUUUAUAUUCACUGCGAAACCGUGAAGGGGAAAGCUCUGGUUUCUUGUGCCAGCCACAGACGUUUGGUUUUCGUCUGGGUUCACCAGAAGCAUGCAGCAGGGUGGGGGAUUGGGAUGGGCUGGGAGAGGAGAUAAAUCAAAGCAAUUGCUUUGAUACAAAUGAAGGCAGGGAAAUAAAAGCUUAAUUACUUGAAGUUACUUGAAUUUUCUUGUCUUAAAACUGAAAGGAUGCGUACUUUUAAGCUCAGCCCACAAGUUGCUUUAUACUUUUAAUUUUUAAAUGAAAUACAACCAGUUCUUGGUCUUAUUCUCCUUUGGGCCGCCACUGUUUUCACAGCAUAGCCCAACCAUGCCGCUCAGAGAACAAGGCCCUCUUUGUCCAAAAUUUGUGCAGUUGGUGUCAAGGAAUGCCGCGUUGCAACACCGAAGGCUCUGGGUUCGAAUCCCCCCUGUGGCGCAAGUGGUAGAAGUGCCGCUCUGCUACACAGAGGCUUGAAUCCCCGGGGGUUGGACUCAAUGAUCUCUAAGGUCCCUUCCAACCCACACGAGACUGUGAUACUAUGAAUUGCUGUAGGAAAUGCUUUGGAGUGGAGGAACAGAAGGGAUGUUAGUGCAGAGAAAUAGCGCAAGAAGAAAGGUGGUACACAGUAGGACAGAUUGAACAGGACAGCAGAAAGAGCAUACUUGGAUCCUAAAGAAAUCAACUCAAAGCUGGCUUUAAGCAGAAGUAGAUGAUAGGGAAGUGGAAUGUAUGAAAUGGGUUUUUCCCUUUUUUUUUUUUUUCCUUUUAAUCACGUAAUGCAUAAAGCUUAAGAGUUUUAAAAGCGGGCAGAUCAUGUUUUGAAGAGGAAGGUUCUUAUGAUUUUAAAAGUUUGAGCAAGUCAGAGGGGUUGAACAAAUCCUCAGACGUAUUUCCAAUAAGGUUUAUAUCUCAUUUGGUCUAGUGUACACUAUAAAAUAUGUAAUUCAGGGUAUCCUACCGUCUUCCUGUGUCUGCUUGUGUGCAGUAUGAGAGUUGGAAUUACUAUGCGAGUUGGAAUUACUAUGCAUGUGGUAUGUGUGUUGAGAAGAGAGGUAGUAAAUCAGGGCUCCAAAAUGGGGAAGUCUGAAACAGUUUUAAUAAGGGCAGGUGGAGCAAGGUUUUGGAAACAAAUGGCUAGUCUUAUUAGUAGCUUAGUUAAGAAAAGGAGCUGAAACACAAGUAAAAGAGUGAAGAUUCUAUGGAAUUGCUUAGUGUAUAAAACAACACUUUCUGGAAGACAUGAGGAAGCUUUGAUACUAAGAGAAAAUUCUUAGUUUGGCAUCUUGAGUCAUUUUCCAAGGAAGUUUUACCCAAAGCACUUUUAUAAACGUUUAACCUAAAAGGCGUUACGUAUGUUUAAAGAAUCAUUCAAAAACUGUAAAGAGAAUACAGCUGAGUUGACACUGGUGGUACACUUUUUAUUACCAACCAACAAUUUAACAGCUGCCAUUUAUCGGUAUCUAAGCACUAAAAAUGAACUGUGAGGCAGUAUUUCAUGUACAGAAUGGGCAGAGAACAGGAACAUUGUAUAUCUUGAAACAGGGUACAGCACAUGCAUUAGGCAACCAGUGAAUCAUCAUUUCAAACUAUGUUCUGUUGCUUGCACUGAUGUUAAGGAAAUCACACAUAUAUUCAGAAAAGUAACAUUUCCCCCUUUUUCUUCUUUUUCUUGUGGCAGCAUAGAGGAGAUGGAAUAGUUGUAGCAAAUAAAGCAUAUACGUGCUGUUGCCAAAGGUCAGUGAUUGAGUGCAUUUGCUGCAGUGGUGGCAGAUAUAGAGAAAUACUGUAGGUUAUGACUUAAAGAAUUUAAAAAUUUAAAAAAAAAAUAAAGAAGGUUACAGUGUAACUAUUUUGGUACUAGCACCAGUUCAUGCUGGCAGAAAAGACAAUGGUUUAUGGACUUGCAUCCAUUUUGUAUUUUUGUAAUAUUUGUAAAUACAAACUUUUUAAAUUGUUGCAAAGAUGGUUUCUUUUGUAAAAUGUUUCCAAAGUUUACAUUAAAUCCAAGCCUUUGUAUAUUUUAGAGCUGUGCAACACUUUAAGUCUUGUAUUUAUUUUUAGUAAAAACGGUGACAGUUUCAUUGUGAACCCCUCUCAAAAAAUGUGUUGGAAAAGUUUGAUUACCUAGAAAGUGUGUACAGAAACUGCAAAUAAACGUGACUGCAAUUAAA
Messenger RNA from Coturnix japonica (Japanese quail), 8407 nucleotides. It is a transcript of the gene NHS, whose product is annotated as NHS actin remodeling regulator. The record is from RefSeq and is a predicted model, not a curated record. NCBI's taxonomy places the organism in Eukaryota, Metazoa, Chordata, Aves, Galliformes, Phasianidae. Gene Ontology annotation, biological process: lens development in camera-type eye; cell differentiation.